ACGAACUUACUAAAAGUACUAUACAUCAUCAUCAUCAGCAAGUGGCGUCAGCUGUGAAUUGUGAGUCAUUUCCUAGCUAUUUUUUCCAACCUCAACCACUGAGAAAUUCGGAAUCACUUGCUAUACACAGUGAGGCAGUAAUCAGUAAGUAAUUUACACCCACAUCAAAUAGUCACGCUAUGGCUGCCGCUGUGAAGAAUAAACCACGCAACGCUCAAGUUGUCAAUGAUUCCUUGGAAAGUACUCGUCGCAUACUCAGCAUGGUGGAGGAAUCCGAGGAGGCGGGCAAUCGCACUCUUGUAGCGUUGGGUGAUCAGGGCGAGCAAUUGGAUCGCAUUGAAGAGGGAAUGGAUCGCAUUCAUGCGGAUAUGCGUAAGGCGGAAAAGAAUAUCAGCGGCAUGGAGAAAUACUGUGGCAUCUGUGUGCUUCCAUGGAAGAAAGUUAAUCUGAAGGACGAUAGCGUCUGGAAGGCGAAUGAUGAUGGCAAAGUUGUUGCAAGUCAGCCGCAGCGGGUGAUCGAUGAACGCAAACGAAAUGAAAUGGGACAACCAGCGCAAUCGGGAUAUGUGGCACGAAUAACGAACGAUGCACGUGAGGAUGAAAUAGAUGCGAAUUUGGGGCAGGUAAAUUCGAUAUUGGGCAAUUUGCGUAACAUGGCGAUUGAUAUGGGAUCCGAGUUGGACAACCAAAACAAACAAAUCGAACGCAUCAAUGCCAAGGCUGAUUCCAACAAUUCGCGCGUGGACGGUGCUAAUAAACGCGUAAAUAAUUUGCUCAAGAGUUAAUCAGGUGUCAAAAUUGAAUGAUCAAUUACAACUACUUGAUACCGAUAAACACCCCAUCCAUCGCUACCAAUUAAAUUCCUGCAAUCUUACUCUCACUUGAAACUUUCACCAGUAGAUGCAGCAACAACAAAAGCACAACAAUAGCAUCAAAAAAGAAAUGCAGCAAUUAUGAACUAUGUACUGGGAACAAAAACCUACUACAGUUAUUUAGCAGUUCUUUUAGUUGCUUUAAUUAUGGCGAUAUCAACAAUUAAUGAACUUUUAUAUUCAACGUAUACACAAACUACUUAGUAAACGACUAAAGCAACGAAACCUCAACUUGAACCCGAAGCGAAGCAAAGCAUUUAUAAGUAGGAGGAAAAG
Messenger RNA from Drosophila nasuta, 1148 nucleotides. Its product is annotated as synaptosomal-associated protein 25-like. Gene Ontology annotation, cellular component: plasma membrane; SNARE complex. The transcript has a single exon. Lineage: Eukaryota; Metazoa; Arthropoda; Insecta; Diptera; Drosophilidae. Gene Ontology annotation, molecular function: syntaxin binding; SNAP receptor activity. The coding region runs from base 180 to 785 and encodes 201 amino acids. Gene Ontology annotation, biological process: synaptic vesicle fusion to presynaptic active zone membrane; exocytosis; synaptic vesicle priming. The record is from RefSeq and is a predicted model, not a curated record.